AUGAAAAGUGGUCAUAAGGAGGUACUGGAUAUUAGUUUUUCAUCUAACUCAAUUUGCUUAGAAAACACUAAGAGGAAUAAAUAUAGCAGCACUGUACAAAAUAAUAUUUUGUUUUUCCUUCACCCAGAACAUCACAAGAAGGAAAAGUUGUUAGAAAUUGCCAAACCAUCAAAAAAGGAAGUACCUGCAGUACCAGCCAUACCAUCAAAAAAGGAAGUACCUGUAGUACCAGCCAUACCAUCAAAAAAGGAAGUACUUGUAGUACCUGCCAGACCAUCAAAAAAGGAAGUACCUGUAGUACCUGCCAGACCAUCAAAAAAGGAAGUACCUGUAGUACCAGCCAAACCAUCACAAAAGGAAAUACCUGUAGUACCAGCCAAACCGUCAAAAAAGGAAGUACCUGUAGUACCAGCCAUACCAUCAAAAAAGGAAGUACCUGUAGUACCAGCCAUACCAUCAAAAAAGGAAGUACCCAUAGUACCUGCCAAACCAUCAAAAAAGGAAGUACCUGUAGUACCAGCCAUACCGUCAAAAAAGGAAGUACCUGUAGUACCUGCCAAACCAUCACAAAAGGAAGUACCUGUAGUAUCUGCCAAACUGUCAAAAAAAGAAGUGCCUAUAGUAUCUGCCAAACCAUCACAAAAGGAAGUACCUAUAGUACCUGACAAACCGUCAAAAAAGGAAGUACCUAUAGUACCUGCCAAACCAUCACACAAGGAAGUACCUGUAGUACCUGACAAACCAUCAAAAAAGGAAGUACCGGUAGUACCAGCCAAACCAUCACAAAAGGAAGUACCUGUAGUACCAGCCAAACCAUCACAAAAGGAAGUACCGGUAGUACCAGCCAAACCAUCACAAAAGGAAGUACCUGUAGUACCAGCCAAACCAUCACAAAAGGAAGUACCGGUAGUACCAGCCAAACCAUCAAAAAAGGAAGUACCUGUAGUACCUGCCAAACCAUCACAACAGGACGUACCUGUAGUACCUGCCAAAACAUCAAAAAAAGAAGUACCUGUAGUACCAGUGAAACCACCUAUAUCUGUGGAAACCCACAAGGCAAAAGCCAAAAAAGAGGAACUAAAGGAAACAAAAACUGACCAACCCAAAGAAGUAGCAGCUGUGGUUUCAGCUAAAAAAGCUGUACCUGAAAAGAAGGAAGAGAAAACAACAAAGGCAGUGGAACAAGAACCUGUAAGAGAGAAACAAGUACAACCUGCUGCCACAAAGCACAAAAAGCAGGUAAAAGAAAAGGAAGUCAAGCAUCCUGUAGUUCUGAAGGAUAAAGAGCCGGUAAAAGAAAAACCUCUGAAGACUCCAGAAGUGUCAAAGGAGAAAGAGUCUGUUAAAAGAAAAGAAGUGAAGCCUCCAACAGCUGCAAAGGAAAAGGAGCUUACAAAAGAGAAAGAAGUGAAGCCUCCAGCUGUUGUCAAAGAAAAAGAAGCCACAAAAGGAAAAGAAGUAAAGCCUCCAGCUGUCAUCAAAGAGAAAGUAUCCCUUAAUAGCAGGAUUGAAAUUUCCAUUGAUAUGGAAAAGUUUGUGAACCUAUGUAAAACAGAAGAUGGAUAUAAAGAAAUGGCUUUAGGAUUUGAGAAGAUUUUUCUAUUAAAAAUACUAAAAAUUGUACCUUUAAAAAAAGAAGCAAAGCCAGCUAAACCAGAAGCCAAAACAAUAAAAGAAGAUAGAGCGGUCCCUCAUCCUGCUGCCGAAGGCAAAAAAGCUGAGCCUAAAUCAUCACCCACAAUAGAGAAACCUCAUAUACACAAGCAUGAACCCGUAAAGCAGGAAAAAGCUGUUUCUCAUGCCAAAAUAGAGGAGAAAAAACAUGAAAAAUCAUCUCCCACUGAAAAAUCAGUCAAGCCAAAGCCAGCAGUGCAUGAAGGUGUCAAACAUGAAAAAGUUCUACAAACAAAAGCAGACAAACCAAAAGCAACAGCAAGUAUGUAUCAUAGUAUAUUUCUUGCCAAUCCUGAACCUGUCUUUUAGAUGCGCUGUGUCCUA
This is a messenger RNA of Gavialis gangeticus (Gharial), 1998 nucleotides long. Its product is annotated as sporozoite surface protein 2-like. Bases 1 to 1983 code for a protein of 660 amino acids. The record is from RefSeq and is a predicted model, not a curated record. The transcript has 24 exons. Lineage: Eukaryota; Metazoa; Chordata; Crocodylia; Gavialidae.